ACUCUUGGUGCCGUGGCGGCGGUACUUUAUUGGAAGGCAAUCUGAUUUAAUUGUGGAGCUCCGUCUCCGCUAAACGCUUCUCCGGUGCAUGCUGGAUUAAUAACCGAGCCCCUUAACGUUCGCCAGUAUCCAAUCAGCGCUGUCAGUGCAAGUGGUUGACCGUGGCGAUGCUACGAGCGAGGCUAGACAGGCAGUAUGGCGGAGGAGGGCAGUGUGUACGAGUUAGGGGGGCUCGAAAAACAAUUAGAGAGUUUGUUGACCCGCUACUCAAGUGAUGAAUUGCGAGCCAAUAGUGAACUGUUCUGUUCCGACUUUUGCAAGCUGGUGGAAGAGUAUGCCUCUCGCUGGCAAGUGCCGCUGCCUCAGCUCAGGAUCCUUGAGAUAUCUCUCUGCUAUUUCGCUCGAGCCUGCACCUUCUUUCCAUCAAACUGUGAUCAUGUGCUCCACACACUCAGUAGUCUGGCUUUGAGUCUUUUUGAGUUGCUGCUGUUCUUUGACCAGAAGGACUUCCAUCAGGAGCCACUGAAACAGUUCACCGUUACAUUCCAGGAAUGUCACCAGUUGGCCCUUGGUGAGCUUCAGAAUGUCCACUUACUUCAGGUGGAGCGUUUGGUCCGGGGCGGCGGGCCCUGGGCCGUCCCAGCCUUACAGGCAAUCCUCAGUGAGUCCAAUUUACCUCAGAGUGAAGUGGAUGGGUGCAUCAGCUCCGAGAUGCCGGUGUUCUUUGAGCUCCGGGUGCACUACCUGUUAUCCUGUGAGCGGGUCAGUGAGGCUAUGGCCCUGGCUAAGUGUUGUGCUCGGAAUCCCACAGCGGGACAACACUUGUUCUUCCUCCAGGUCUACCUCACGUGGCUUUUGAAAACUUCACAGCAUGACCGCCUACAUAAAGAGGUGGCUGAAUUAAAUGGUAAAGAUGCAAUUCACAUCAUCUGCAGUUUGGAGUGUGAGGAAAAGGACGAGUUGCUACUCGCCCUCAGUAGAGCCUUCCUCUCCCAGCAGCUUCGCAGGGGAGACAUGUACUAUUUGUGUGAUCUUGUCUUCGUAUGGAGUAAACUUCACAGUCGGUUGAAUACAUCCAAGAACGCUCUACUUGGGGAGAGUCAUCAGCUGAUGCUGUCUGCGACCAAUGUCAACUCAAUCUUCCCAUUCAUCAGAGCCAUACUGCAAGAGCUGGGUGAAGAUGGUAUCCAGUUCUGCGUGGAGCUUUGUGCCAAUGCUCUGGGUUCUUGCCUUCCCUGCGACGUCAUCACAAAGUCCCUAAUCUACAAAACAAUAGCCGGCCUGCUACCCAAUGACCUGGAGGUUUGCCGGGCUUGUGCUCUUCUCGUCUUCUUCCUCGAACGCACUGUUGAGGCCUACAAGAUGGUGUACCUUCUUUACAUGCAUCCGGAUCAGGAGUACCACGUGGAGGACAGCCCCAUUAGAAAUCACGUUCGCUUUGAAACCCUGCAGGUCUUGAAGAAGGACUUGUAUUUUGACCCAGAGUUUUGGAACCUCAUUGCUUUGCGGACCAACUGUUUGAAGCUGAUGAGUGAGAAGGCGGUUAGUGGUGCCCUGGAAGAAAUCAUGGAGGACAAAUGGAUCCUGAGCUACUGCACCAAAGAAGCUGCUUCCCGAUUAAGCACGGCAGUAUGCCAGAAAGGAAGUAAGGGGACAGCAGCUAAAAAGCGGCACCAUAAAGAGGACAGACAUCAUAAAAAUGAUACUGACACUGCAUCCAAGAGAUUAAAGGUGGGUCCAGGCAAAACACGGCCUAAUGUUGACCCCACUGUAAAGAAGAAAGGCAACCGAGGGUCAUCAUCAGCUGAACCUUUGAGGCGUUCAUUUUGGCAGCUAGACAGGCUACAGGACAAUGUAGCCGUUAGGCAUGGGGAACUUAAACGCACUACACGACUCUCGGAGAAGAACCCACCGAAACGGAGGAUUAGAAAACCCAAGUGGCUUCUGGAAGACUCAGGAAAUCUUGGAGAGAAUAAUGUUCUUCCGAAGAUCAAAAAGCAUGGGUUGAAACAUCAAAAGCACCAUGGAUCCUCUGUCAUAAAGAGGUCUGAAACUGGUGAGCUUAAGAACAAUGCAAAACACAAACCUUCAGUAAACUCUCAUUUAAUGGCAAGGAAAAACAACGGCAAGCACCAGAAAGGGUUUUUGCUGGGCCCUCUAAAACCAGCCCCCCCGCCACAAGUGAUUCUUGAGCUCUCCCUGCCAGACAACGAACUGAUGGGAACGUUUACUGAGGACACUUUGAACAGACAGAGAGGUUUACCUCAAGUGCUUCUUUACAGACCUACGGUGAAGCUUCCUGCCGCAUCACAACCGGUGAAGACUGUGCAGCGCAAAGAGGUGAUUCUUAGAGCGCGGGAUGCAGCUAUGUUUGUACAGCAGUUGCACAGUUAUGCUCGGCUGCAGAAAGGAAAAGGUAAUAGGCUGAACGUUCAAGGCUCAGUAUCAACCAUCACACGCUCCUCUGUGCAAGGAAGUCCUCCAAAAGAGCCACACAGAAGGCUCUGUAAAAAGCCUGCCGCUGAGAUGAAAGGUGGAAUUGCCUCUCAGACACUGGCAGCUGAAGUUACACAAUCCCCAGCUUUAGAAACAGUCCUUCAAGUUCAAACUAAGAAACCAGUCUCACGAAAGACAUUUUCAGGCGGAGAGCUCUCCAAACAGUCUGCUGCAGAGAUGGAAGCUACUGAAGCUUCAGCGGAGAAACUCUGUGAAGAGUCUGCUGUUGAGAUGAAAGUCACUAUUGCCUCAAAAGCGGCUAAAGUGACUCAAUCCCCAGGUUUAGAUAAGGUCUCCAAAGAUCAAACCGUUAAAGACCCUUCAAAAACCACAACUUCAGCUGAGGACAACAGUCAGAUGGUAGUUACUGAUAACAUCCCUCCCAUCUCAAUUAUGGCAAACAUUUCAAACAUUGGAUCUUUUGAUCCCGCAUCCUCACAGUCUCAAGAUGUUCUUAGAGACAGAAAACAAGAUCUGAAGUCACACUCUUCUCAGGCUGAAACAGGCAGAAAUCUUGUAGCCCAAGAAAAAGCAGACAUCCCAGAGGUGCUCACCACUGUGGGCAACAACAUUUCUGAGGUGGAUGUCCCAGGUAUUUUCCCCAAACUCUCAAAAGGAACAAUGGUCACUACUGAUACACCUACAGAUCAGGACAGUAUAAAUACCAUAUCUGCUCUGACAUUAGUAACAGAAAUGGUUACUGAACUUGCACCUGUGGCAGUUGAUCUGGAGAAUCAGAAACGGCCGGCUCCAGAGGACAGUUCCUCCAAGGAGUCUACAGCUGGAAGUAAGUCUACAGCUGGAAGUAAGUCUACAGCUGGAAGUAAGUCUACAGCUGGAAACUCCUCGCAAGUUUCUCACAAAUUGCGCACUGCUUCCAGCUGCUCUGUAGUUGCUGAUGUGCAAGGGAAGGAAGAGGGACCUCAGGAUAUUGGUCCAGAAACGCCCGAGAACAGUAAACUAAUAGAAUCCGAGGAAUCCAAGUUGGAGUACUGCUGUACAUUCUGUAACAAAGUCUUUAAGGGAAGUCGGGUUGUAGCACAUGCUAUGUUCCAUUAUCGUAAAGAUGAGUGCAUGUUCUGUAGGACGAUGUUCAAAGAUGACCUCCUGGCCAUGAUGCACCUUUCUGACCAUAUUGAGAAGCUAAAGAGGAGCAAAGAGUCCGCUGGUAAUACCCAAGAAAACUGGGUCUCUGAGACCAAAGAUAUCUCCACACCUAAGACCUCUGCCAAAGCUAAGACCACACACGUGUCUUCUGGGUGCCGUAGUAGUGGGAGAACAAGGCAGUCUACUGACUGUCUUAAAUUAAUAAGCCUUCCAGAUUCAACACCAUCUGGCUCCAGAAAGUUAAGAUCCAAUGACAAGCCAGUGGAUCGUCAGUCUUUACAUGAAAAGAAACAAAACGUGUCAAAGCACCUUAAUAAUAAAACUCCUGUUCACAAGGUAAAUGGGCAUAUUGGCAAGAAGAAAAGGCUCGGCAGACCGAGAAAAGACACCUUGAGCUCAGAAGCUAAGCAGCCACUUAUACAGGAGGAGCUCUCUCAAGUAAGAUCAAAUGAUGAAGCCGAGAAUCCCAGGUUGCAAAAAAAACAAGAUAUAGAGAUGGGUUCUUCUGCAACAUCAGCACAGGUAGACAAAAAGUUGGGCUGUUUGACUGAAGAUAAAAUGGAGACAACAUCUGUGCAGGUCCUGAAGACGGCCCCAAAACACAGUGGGAAAGUUGUCGAGGAGAAAAACGCGGAGCCACAAGAGGGAGUCUGCUGUCCUGUGGAGGGUUGCGCCUGGAUUACAGACCUGUCAAAAAACCGUGUUGCACUCCUCUACCACGCUCUUGAAGAUCACUGCGGUGAAGUCAAACCUUUAGAACUGGCGUUCCGUGUGGCAAACAGCAAAUGUAGUAGUUGCAUGAGGGUUAUGUGGAGUUUCGAUCACUUUCAGCACCACGUUGAAAGACACAGACUCACUCCGCGGCAUCCUUGCCUUCAUCAGGGUUGCACUGCCCGGUUCAAAACUGGGAUGGAAAUGAGACGCCACGCCAGGAGGCACAGUCCGCUGCAGGCAGUGUGCUGCCGCCCUGGUUGUUCUCAACUAUUUAUUUGUCUCUGGGCACUGAACCUUCAUGAAAGAGAGCACUAUGCUUCCCAACCCACUAAACCAGACAAGAACACAAAUCAGCAAACGGGUGACAAACACGAUAACACGCCGGGCGGUAAGAAACAACCAGAUCAUAGGCCACAAGAUGCAACCGCUGCCACUACUGUAAAUAAAACUGCGAGUGUAAAGGCUGCUCAUAAGUUACGAGGAGAAGCGUUACAUAACUCGCCAACUGGGAAGCCUGUUCAGGCUCCUUCUCCCACCACUGUCGGAUCACCUCUGUUGAAAGAGAGAAAUGCGACCAAGGAUUCACACGUCUUAAAGAAUCUUUCUAACAAGGACACCUCCACACAGCCCACUGGCCCUAAUCUGAGAUUAAGGCAAACGUUAAGAAAAGACAAAGUAGCAAAUACAACCGCAAGUCACAAAGUCAUCUCGUCGUCGUUGUUAAAAUACAAUAUCAAAGUAAGACACAAGUUAAAGAAAAAGCAGGUCAAAGUAAACACAAAAGGUCCUAAGAGGAGAGGGCGUCCUCCUAAGUCAAAGGAAGCUGUGCACGAUGAAAACACUACUACUGGUCAAAACAAUCCAGCUGUCGUAGAAAAAACGGCGCCGCUUGCGAGCCCCACUAAAGCAGCAGAGACCUCGAAUGUGAGCAACGAGUCAAAAGAAGAAGAAAAGAGUCAGCCGGUCCAAGAUGUAGUCACAAGUACGGAAACCUCAAUCGAUGAAUCAAAGUCUAAGAAGUCAACGAUCAAGCAGACAAAGAAGAAAUUUGUUAAACAAAAGGGCAUUUCUCAUGCCUCCACAGCUAUUGUGACCGCUAACAGCUUAAAUCAAUCAGUCAGCACCACCUCAGCAGACAAAACACACAAGUUGACAGCUGACAAAAUGAAGAAGCUGCAUAAAGUGAAAAAACGUUCCGCUCCUAAAGAGAACAGUAGUCAAACUGCUUCUUCAGACGCCAGCAAGUCAAAAAGGAAUAAGGUUACAAAUGGCAAAGCCAACGCAAAGAUUGUCAAGAAAAAAUGUCCUCUCCAAGAUCCAGAGUCUGUCUGGAAAAAGCCUGGCAAGUCCAUAUCUGAUGUCCAGCAAGUUGAGGCCAAGGCAUCGGCAGGAGUAGAAAGUUCUGCUGAUGAGGAGGGAAGAGCAAAGACAGAAAACACAGACUCGACACAAAGCCGCUCUGGUAAAUCUGUGUCUUUAAGUGCGCCACCGCGCACCACCUCGGAGAAAACGCAGAAGGUGACAAAAGAAGAAAAAUCUAAGAAAUCACAUGUGAAAAAAGAAGGAAAGAAAGAAAAGAGUAGUCACGGUGCUCCUUCAGACUCAGGCAAGACAAAUAAGAAGAACAAAUGUAUGAAUAAAAAAGAGGACAUGAAAACGCCCGAGGAAAGACGGCCGUGCAAAGAUGCAAGCACAACCUCUGCUUUGAAAAAGAAAGCCAAGUCUGAAGCAGUAGACCAACAGGUUGAGGCUAAAGCAGCAGCAGCAGCAAUACAAAGCUCGCCUGAUGUGGAAGAAAAAGAAGGACCAACGGAUACAACGCACGACCGCUCUGGCUCGCUCAUCCCUGCCGCCAAAUCCAAGAAACCUCACGUCGCGAAAAACUCCGACCCCAGCAAGGCAAAUAAGAAGCGCAAGAAUGUUGAUAAGGAAGGUGACCCAAAGAUUGUCAGGAAGAAAUGCAAAGGCCAGGGGGCUUCAUCAGCAUCCAGGAAGCCUGCACAGUCCGAAACUAAAAUCCCACCGCUCGCUGAGCGGAAAGCCGAGGUAGCGGGGAGCGCUGCAGGCGAGGAGGGAGAAACUUCAGCGGAAACGCCGCAGUCUACAGUUGGCAGGGCCGGUUCCUUUGUAGUGACCAACGGACAAGCAACAAGAGAGGAUGUCGAAUCUACGGUGUUUAAGAACGCCCUGGAGGAGUAUAGCAAGAGGCCGUUCAUGCGCCUGCCACCCACAGCGUACCUGGACGAGAAGUACAUUACCAUGCCAAAACGAAGGAAGGCGCUGUCGUUUUUCCAGUCGUCUCCGAAGAGCCCCCCCUCUCCUCAGCAGACCCACGUUACGACGGCGCGGCAGAGACAGCGAUGCGCCAACUGUUUUGCUACUUUCGACGGCGCCGAGGAUCUGCAGAGUCAUCUCCAACUGCAGAAGUGCUCAAACAUCUUUGGAUUUGACUCUGAUGACGAGGGCAACAGUUGAACAUGUCUAAUAAAGUCUAAGUGAAGUGACAUUUUGGAUGCAUAAUAUACUGACCUGCGUGGAGCCCACCGGAGGAAUCCUAACUCAACAGAUCCAUGCUCUCUGGAUGACUUGUUCAUUGCUGUGGGCAACGACUUGGCCAUCUGGAGCCUGAGAACUGAAAGGGAUACCUGACUUUGACUGCAGCACGUGCCUGUAGGACCGGUCGGAACACACGAAAACGGCCGAUCGACAAAAGACAACCGAACUGAAUCCCAGUCCGACCGUUGGCCGAACAGCUAGUACUGAAGUGCCUGCUCUGGAACCACCGUGCUGUUUCCAGCUCCUUCACCUGGUAUGGAGAUUAAGAAUUGUGGCUUAAAGACUGGACUCUUGAAAGCUGUGAAAAAAAAACAAAAAAAAACAACACUUGAGCCAGACGACAAGGCUGCUCCUGCUAUCACUAGGAUACAUAAUUUUUCACAUCAGUAAGCCAUAUAAUGCCAUUAUUUGCUUUUUGCACUCUUCUCAUACGAUUUAUCAAUUUCUUUCUGCUUAAACUCUCAAAGUGAUGGGGAUUGUGAAAUGAAUGAAGCAUCUUACAAAUCAUGCUAUUUUAACAUCCUGAGGUUGCGUAUGAUUUUCUUACAUUAGCAAAGUUGUAAGAUUGCUGUAUCAGAGUCUUCUUUGGGAUAAUGUUAUGUAUAACUCUUGUUUAAAUACUAAUUGUAUUUCUUAUAUCCCUAUGGGGUUGAUUAGGUAUGUGCUUGUCCUCACCAUGAGUAACCAGUAGGGGGCAGUGUGCACCAAUCUCUUUAGGUUAACAGUUUGUUUUGUUUUUUUCUUUUCCUCUUGCAGAACAUAAGAUAUUAUUUUCCCAGUUUUGCAACAGAAGGAUUUCUACAUACAAAUGCUGCUCCACUGUAUUUUAUCACUGGAUGGACUCAAGAAAUGGUUUCAGUUCCUGCUACCAACCACAAAAUGUGCCAGUAUCCCACUGAUAUUUUUGCUGGGUUCUGUCACUGAUCAUGUUCUGUUAAUUAUUUGCGGUCAGUGGAGCAGCUGACAUCCUUGCUUAUAUUUUCUCACUUAAACAUAGAUUUGUAUCUACUGAACUUGUCCAAGACCAUAGAAAGAAACAUUGUGAUUUCUCUUUUAGGUCGAAUGUUCGUUCCUUCAAAGAGAACGUCCUAAACAACCACAGUUUCUAAGUGUUACCAGGAGACCUCAUCAGUCUUUCAUGAUCAGCGGCAGGUUAUAUUUAUUUAAGUUUUUUUUUUUUUUUUUUUUGUAAAUAUAUGAAGAGUUUCAGUGGCUUAUUAUAAAAUGGGAUGUCGGAGCUGGGUUUAUAUUUUGUUCUUGAAGUAAAAAUAAAACUUAUUUCGAAUGGCA
This is a messenger RNA of Perca fluviatilis (European perch), 8163 nucleotides long. RefSeq lists its product as uncharacterized. The record is from RefSeq and is a predicted model, not a curated record. Lineage: Eukaryota; Metazoa; Chordata; Actinopteri; Perciformes; Percidae. Bases 196 to 6792 code for a protein of 2198 amino acids. The transcript has 10 exons. Gene Ontology annotation, molecular function: DNA binding; DNA-binding transcription factor activity, RNA polymerase II-specific. Gene Ontology annotation, cellular component: nucleus. Gene Ontology annotation, biological process: regulation of transcription by RNA polymerase II.